Tribolium castaneum (red flour beetle) is the source of this 1463-nucleotide messenger RNA. It is a transcript of the gene Rpt1, whose product is annotated as Regulatory particle triple-A ATPase 1. Gene Ontology annotation, biological process: proteasome-mediated ubiquitin-dependent protein catabolic process. The transcript is spliced from 5 exons. The coding region runs from base 121 to 1425 and encodes 434 amino acids. Gene Ontology annotation, molecular function: ATP binding; ATP hydrolysis activity; proteasome-activating activity. Gene Ontology annotation, cellular component: proteasome regulatory particle, base subcomplex. NCBI's taxonomy places the organism in Eukaryota, Metazoa, Arthropoda, Insecta, Coleoptera, Tenebrionidae. The record is from RefSeq and is a predicted model, not a curated record.
AGCGAAUUAUUUCCCACCAGACAAACGUCAAAUCAAACGUCAACAAAAAAUCUGCUUGUAAUCGUUCCUUCCGAGUUUUUGUGCAAAUUGUGAACUGAAUUCUUACAAAACACCACAAAAAUGCCGGACCAUUUGGGUGACGAUAUGCGAAAAGUAAAAACCGAUAAAGAAGAGCCGGAAAAGGAAAUAAAAUCCCUCGAUGAAGGAGAUAUAGCCCUGCUGAAGACCUACGGCCAGGGUCAAUACACCAAGACAAUAAAAACGGUGGAAGACGACAUCCAAACAAUUAUUAAACGUGUUAAUGAGUUAACCGGUAUUAAAGAGUCUGACACAGGGUUGGCCCCACCGGCCCUGUGGGACUUGGCCGCUGAUAAGCAAACCCUGCAGAACGAACAGCCCUUGCAGGUGGCCAGGUGCACCAAAAUCAUCAACGCGGACACCGACGACCCCAAAUAUAUCAUAAAUGUGAAGCAAUUCGCCAAGUUUGUGGUGGAUUUGGCCGAUUCGGUGGCCCCCACGGAUAUCGAGGAGGGUAUGAGAGUGGGUGUUGACCGCAAUAAGUACCAAAUCCACAUCCCCUUGCCCCCCAAAAUCGACCCCACUGUCACUAUGAUGCAAGUGGAGGAAAAACCCGAUGUUACAUACAGUGACGUUGGGGGUUGUAAGGAGCAAAUUGAGAAAUUGCGAGAAGUGGUUGAAACACCUUUGUUACACCCGGAAAAAUUCGUCAAAUUGGGGAUUGAGCCCCCGAAAGGGGUCCUUCUUUUCGGCCCCCCUGGCACCGGUAAAACUCUUUGUGCCCGUGCAGUGGCCAACCGUACAGACGCCUGCUUUAUCCGCGUAAUUGGGUCCGAACUGGUCCAGAAAUACGUAGGCGAGGGGGCCCGAAUGGUCCGCGAGUUGUUCGAAAUGGCCCGUUCGAAAAAAGCCUGUUUGAUAUUUUUCGACGAAAUUGACGCCAUAGGCGGCGCUAGGUUUGACGACGGCGCCGGUGGCGACAACGAGGUGCAGCGCACGAUGUUGGAACUAAUCAACCAACUGGACGGUUUCGACCCCAGGGGGAAUAUUAAGGUUCUGAUGGCGACAAACAGGCCCGAUACGCUGGAUCCGGCCCUGAUGAGGCCAGGCCGACUUGACCGCAAGGUCGAGUUCGGGUUGCCGGACCUGGAGGGCCGCAGCCACAUCUUCAAGAUCCAUGCCAGGUCGAUGAGUGUGGAGAGGGACAUUAGGUUCGAGCUGUUGGCUCGCCUGUGUCCGAACUCCACGGGGGCGGAGAUCAGGAGCGUGUGCACCGAGGCGGGGAUGUUUGCCAUUAGGGCCAGGAGGAAGGUGGCCACCGAGAAGGACUUCCUUGAGGCGGUGAACAAAGUCAUCAAGUCGUAUGCGAAGUUUUCGGCCACUCCCAGAUACAUGACUUAUAAUUAAUCUGUAUUUUGAUAGCUAAAUAUAAUUUGCUUUUUGAA